Messenger RNA from Olea europaea var. sylvestris, 739 nucleotides. RefSeq names its product flowering-promoting factor 1-like protein 3. Gene Ontology annotation, biological process: regulation of flower development. Bases 172 to 480 code for a protein of 102 amino acids. NCBI's taxonomy places the organism in Eukaryota, Viridiplantae, Streptophyta, Magnoliopsida, Lamiales, Oleaceae. The transcript has a single exon. The record is from RefSeq and is a predicted model, not a curated record.
AAUAAUAAUAAUAACUAUAGUAAAUUCUACAGCAUCCUCUACAUAUAUCCACAUUCAGCAGGACCCCUUGGCCCUUGCUCAUAAGUUCAUCUUUGAAUCACAUACCACCCAUUGCAUUUGAUUCUCAUUCUCUCUUUUAUAUUUUUCAUCUUCUUUAGCUCCAUUGGAAAAAUGUCCGGUGUUUGGGUUUUCAAGAAUGGUGUUGUUCGACUAGUCGAAAAUCCCGGUGAGUGCCAUGCCCGGAAAAUGCUAGUCCACGUCCUGUCUAACGAUGUUAUUACAUCGUAUGCUAUUCUCGAAAGAAAAUUAUCAUCGCUUGGAUGGGAGAGGUACUAUGAUGAUCCUAGCCUUCUUCAGUUCCACAAGAGAUCAACAGUCCAUCUCAUCUCUCUUCCUAAAGAUUUCAACAAAUUUAAGCCCAUGCACAUGUAUAAUAUUGUUGUUAAGAAUCGCAAUGAAUUCGAAGUUAGGGACAUGUAAUGAUGAAUUAAGUGUGUGUUGAAUUGUGUUUCUUUAAUUUGUUCUUGAUAGUGAGUUUGAUUUUAUUGGUCAAGUGUGUGAUAAUUAGUACUAGGUUGUCCGAAAAUAUGAUUUUUGGUGCAAGUUUCUUGUCAUGGCUAGGGUUUGAUUUUUCUGGCUUAUGCAUGUUUGUGUAAUUGGAUAUGGGAUUUUAAGGAUCCUAGAAAAAGAUUCUAAUGUGACAUAGAAUGUUUGUUUGAUAUGAAUUUGAGAUUUUCUA